Acanthoscelides obtectus is the source of this 718-nucleotide messenger RNA. Lineage: Eukaryota; Metazoa; Arthropoda; Insecta; Coleoptera; Chrysomelidae. The record is from the annotation of a GenBank genome assembly.
GGACCAGCAGCCUACGGAGAACUUGGACAUGGAUGCCCAAAAUAUCGACGUAGAAGAAGCGGAGAAGAGGCCGGACGACACCGAUUUCAGUGUCGCCACCAGACGGAGGAAGCGGGUGCGAGUUUCCUCCUCCGAAGAAGAAGAAGAACCCAGGCAGCGAAAGAUGCCAGCUGCCACAAAGAAGAGUGGUCCUAGAGCAACCAGGACCACCGAGGCCCCCAUGGCAGGAACAGGAGUUCCGCCAAUCAACAUCGAGGGCACCGCUGAUUGGUCAUCCUUGAGUAGGAUGAUGAACAGCAAGGGGAUUCAAUUCUCCAAAGCGAGGACGGCGGGUACCAGUGUGAAGGUAUUCACAAAUACACCAGCUGACUACCGUCAGCUAGUCGCACUGCUUGAAUCCAUCAAGCGGCCCUUCUUCACAUAUCAACUGAAGGAGGACAGGAUGGACCAGAGGGUCAUUCGUGGGCUUCCGAGAGAGAUGUCAGUCAAUGACAUCAAAGAGGAUCUGGUGAGCCAAGGCAUCGCAGACGCCGUGGUUCAGCAGCUGACCUCAAGGACCACAAAGAAGCCACUUCCGCUCUUCCUCGUCAAGACGAAGAUGCCGGAAAAGCUUGCAGAGAUCCAGAGGCUGGCCAUGCUCACGGCACAAAAGACCGAAGAGCCAGCUGCUAGAAGAUAUGGGACACAGCAGCUGAUGAGUCCUAAAGAAGAGGGGUAG